AUGUUUUUCUCCAUAUUCUCAAAGAGCAAGAAGGCCAAGAAGGCUUACGAGACUACGCGCUUCCCAUCCGACUGGCCGUCCUGGCUCCACAACAAAUGCAGUGUACCCAACUGUUACUAUCCCAACAAACCUCAAGCUGUGGAGGGAUUCUAUCAUUGUGGGUCUAAAGAACGAGGAUUCUAUUGUGAGGGCACGUACAUCGUGACCACCGCGAUGGCCAAAUCAGCUCUCAAAUCAUACGGGAAUGAUGACCGCUUCCAGGUUGACGUUGUUCGUCAGGCGGAACGCGAUGUGCAGGUAAAACGCUACUGGGAGACGAAACGCCAGGUGGAGGAGGAGCCCCGCGAGCGGGCUGCUGCUCAGCUGGCUGCGGCUCGUACCACUCAGCGACCCUCCAAAGACGCCAAGAGAGGGUAUACCAGUCCUCGUGAACAGUACAUGGCUCUUGAACGCAAAGAUGCGCUCCGCGUACGCCAUAAAUCGCCUGUGCCCACUUGCCAACUCCAACCACCAUCUAUCCGACGUCUCCCUGUUCCACCAUGCAAAUCUCAGCCCGACCAACGACCACGACCUCUGCCACAGCUUCCCCGUCAGCAUAACUUCUGA
Molecule: messenger RNA, 606 nt
Organism: Laccaria bicolor S238N-H82
Lineage: Eukaryota; Fungi; Basidiomycota; Agaricomycetes; Agaricales; Hydnangiaceae
Exons: 2
Coding region: 1-606 (201 amino acids)
Source: RefSeq, a predicted model, not a curated record